This is a messenger RNA of Phodopus roborovskii (desert hamster), 2476 nucleotides long. RefSeq names its product rho GTPase-activating protein 22. The transcript has 9 exons. The record is from RefSeq and is a predicted model, not a curated record. Gene Ontology annotation, cellular component: focal adhesion. Bases 1 to 2124 code for a protein of 707 amino acids. Gene Ontology annotation, biological process: signal transduction; activation of GTPase activity. NCBI's taxonomy places the organism in Eukaryota, Metazoa, Chordata, Mammalia, Rodentia, Cricetidae. Gene Ontology annotation, molecular function: GTPase activator activity.
AUGCCUUUCUGCCCCACCAAGUAUCUGAAGAGGAACAGGCGCCUGCCCAGGGGUGGUGCCGCCGGGGAGCGAGAGAAGGUGCCAGCCAACCCCGAGGCGCUCCUGCUCAUGGCCAGCUCCCAGCGUGAUAUGGAGGACUGGGUGCAGGCCAUCCGCCGAGUCAUCUGGGCCCCGCUGGGCGGAGAAAAGGGGUUACGCACCGGGAGCUCCCAGAGCGGGGAGCUGCCCGGCGGGAGGCAUCUCAGGCACUCGAUCCUCCCUCCCUCGCCUCGGGUCCGGCCCCGGGGCGGCUCUGGCCGGGCGGGCGGCGGGCAAGACGCUACCUGUGCGCGUGCCGGGCAUUCCUGCCGCCGCCGCCGCGCCGCCGCGCUCGGGCGCGCCAUGGGCCUGAUGCCGGCUGCGCGGGCUUUCUCCAGCUGCCGCGCCUGCCCACGGCCGCCCUGCCGCCUGCCCGCCUGCUGCGCGCCCGCCGCCCCAGGGAUCUUUGGGCAGCGGCUGGAGGACACAGUGCACCAUGAGCGGAAGUAUGGUCCCCGUCUGGCACCUCUUCUGGUGGAGCAGUGUGUGGACUUCAUCCGGGAGCGAGGACUCAGUGAAGAGGGGCUCUUCCGUAUGCCUGGCCAGGCCAACCUGGUGAGGGACCUGCAGGAUUCCUUCGACUGUGGGGAGAAGCCACUGUUUGACAGCACCACAGACGUGCACACAGUAGCCUCCCUGCUGAAGCUCUACCUUCGGGAGCUCCCAGAGCCCGUCAUCCCUUUCGCCAGGUAUGAGGACUUCCUCAGCUGCGCCCAGCUGCUCACCAAGGACGAGGGGGAGGGGACUCUGGAGUUGGCUAAACAAGUGAGCAACCUUCCUCAGGCCAACUACAACCUGCUCAGAUACAUCUGCAGGUUUCUGGAUGAAGUGCAGGCCCACUCAAAUGUCAACAAGAUGAGCGUCCAGAACUUGGCAACAGUCUUUGGCCCUAACAUCCUUCGGCCACAGAUAGAGGAUCCAGUGACCAUCAUGGAAGGCACUUCCUUGGUCCAGCAUCUGAUGACUGUCCUCAUCCGCAAACACGGACAGCUCUUUGCCGCAAGCUCCCUUGAAGAAACUGGUUCCCCACCUGGUACUGUCCAGGGCACGGUAGAGUGGGGCUCCGAAGAGGUCACCAGUGACCACCAGGGUGAGCCUGGCAGUUCUGGCUUGCCCACACACAGGACCUCAUCUCUCGAUGGGCCAGCCGCAGCGCUGCUCUCUAGAACUUCUCCCCAGCACCUUGGCAGCCAGACUGGCCCUGCAGCCACCAGCCCCGGGAAGAGGAUGCAUACUCUGCCUGGCUGGAAGCCCUCCUUCCGGCAGGGGUCCCGGUCAGAGAGCCCAAAGGGGGGCAGCUCGUCCUUAGAGGUACCCAUCAUCUCUGGUGGGAACUGGCUUAUAAAUGGGCUAUCCUCUCUGCGCGGCCACCGUCGGGCCUCGUCAGGGGACCGGCUGAAGGAUACAGGCUCAGCACAGAGACUGUCCACCUAUGACAAUGUGCCUCCAUCCAGCCACUUUCCCAGCACUGCCAGCAUGGCCAGCAUGUCAUGGUCUGUAGCCUCAUCGUCCCAAGAGGUCUCUGUUAGCAGCUGCACAGCCUGCCGGGCCAGCGACUCUUCUGCCUGCAGCUCCUUACACACUGAAUGGGCUCUUGAGUCCACUCCCCUCCCCAGUAGCAGUGAGGAGCACAGGUCACCAGACCUGGGCCACAGCCUGGAUGAGGCAUGCGUGGGCAGUGGCAGCAGUGAGCCCAAUGACCCUGGCAGCCCUACACAGGCUCAUGUCCAUCGGUGCCGGGCUCUCCAGGGCCAAGUGGCUGAGCUCAGGGCAGAGCUGUGUCAACAGAGGACUGAGUACGAGAGGAGCCUGAAGAGCAUCGAGGAGGGCAGUGCUGACUUGCGAAAGCAGAUGUCUCGGCUGGAAGAGGAGCUGGACCAGGAGAGGAAGAGGUACGCCAUGCUGGAGAUAAAGCUGCGGAACUCGGAGCGGGCACGUGAGGAUGCAGAGCGCAGGAACCAGCUGCUGCAGAGGGAGAUGGAAGAGUUCUUUGCCACCCUGGGAAGCUUGACUGUUGGGACCAAAGGGACCAGAGCUCCAGAGUGAAAGGAGCAGAAAUACAUGUCUGUAUAUGUCUGUUCACUCUCCCUGCAGGGCUGGCCACAGUCUGCAGAGGAAGCCAGAAACUUCAAGUUUGGGUCAGGCCACCAGCAGGAUCAUCUGCCCCCAAGCGCCACAUAGAAAGAGCCUGACGUCCCCACGGGGACUGUCGGGAUCCCACGUAGUCCAGGCAGGAACUGGAUGCUUCUCCAAACCUAUGGUGUCAGAGCGGACGGUGCCAAGAUAAACAGUAGCCUCUUAUCCAUUAAAAGUCCCCAGUGGCCAGCCAAAAGGAUGGCACCUAAGAGCAGGGCCACCGCCAAGAACUUCACUCUUUAUUAAAUGCUCUCUGAAAGCA